This is a messenger RNA of Heterocephalus glaber (naked mole-rat), 921 nucleotides long. It is a transcript of the gene Mpc2, whose product is annotated as mitochondrial pyruvate carrier 2. Gene Ontology annotation, biological process: pyruvate import into mitochondria. Gene Ontology annotation, cellular component: mitochondrial inner membrane. Lineage: Eukaryota; Metazoa; Chordata; Mammalia; Rodentia; Bathyergidae. The record is from RefSeq and is a predicted model, not a curated record.
CUCCUCUGUCCCCGCCCGCCGCCGGCGAGAGGAGGGCUGCGGCUGGCUGUCACUGAGCCUCCGCCCCGUUAGCCGUGCCCGGCGCGGGCCCGAGGUGGAGCGCUGGGACCCGGCAGAGCCACGGGAAGGGCGCCCCAGGCAAGAGGCGGGCCCGAGGCGCGGUGCCGGGCACAGUGACAAAGAGCUGCCCUUCGCUGCCAGCCGGGGACGAGGACACCGCGAAGCCGUCACCCCGCUGCCCACCACCAGCAGGCGGCCGAGAUGUCAGCCGCCGGCGCCCGGGGCCUGCGGGCCUUGCACCACCGGCUCCUCGAUAAAGUGGAGCUGAUGCUGCCGGAGAAACUGAGGCCGCUGUACAACCACCCGGCAGGCCCAAGAACAGUAUUUUUCUGGGCUCCAAUUAUGAAAUGGGGCUUGGUGUGUGCUGGGUUGGCGGACAUGGCCAGACCUGCGGAAAAGCUUAGCACUGCUCAGUCCACUGUGCUGAUGGCCACAGGAUUUAUUUGGUCAAGAUACUCCCUUGUAAUUAUACCCAAAAACUGGAGCCUGUUUGCUGUUAAUUUCUUUGUGGGGGCAGCAGGAGCCUCUCAGCUCGUUCGCAUUUGGAGAUAUAACCAAGAACUAAAAGCUAAAGCAGUCAAUUAAGAGUUCCUGAUCACCCGAACAGUCUAACUGUGGACACAACCACUGGGACCCAGCUCAUUGCUUGAUUAUUCACAAAGCAAUGCUAACUGUGUUAACACUUGGGGGGCAGACAAAAAAAGUCUGGCUGUAAUGGGUAACUAGUGCUUGUUCCACAAAAAAAUAAAGCAAACUUUUAAUAAGUCUCUAUUUACGUAUGACUUAAGGUACUUAGCGAUGGAUAUUAGUGACGUAUUUUUCUACCGUUUGUCCAUAAUAAAUUACCCUUGGUCAUCCAUA